This is a messenger RNA of Toxotes jaculatrix (banded archerfish), 1516 nucleotides long. RefSeq names its product centromere protein K (gene cenpk). Gene Ontology annotation, cellular component: nucleus. The record is from RefSeq and is a predicted model, not a curated record. The transcript is spliced from 10 exons. Gene Ontology annotation, biological process: mitotic sister chromatid segregation; kinetochore assembly. Lineage: Eukaryota; Metazoa; Chordata; Actinopteri; Toxotidae. Bases 59 to 856 code for a protein of 265 amino acids.
UUUUGAAAAGGAGGUGUCUGUUGUUGUGGUCCUUUUAGUGAAGAAAAAAAUAUCAAUUAUGGCUGAGGUGAAGCCAGGCGGUCAGGCAGCUUCAGAGCUGUCAGAGGCAGCUCAGUCUGAGCUGCUGGAGCUGUGCGAGGAGCAGUUUGCUCAGCUGGAAAAGCUUCAGAAUGAGAUCAUACUGAGUGAACCAGAUUUCUGUGAGAAUCCACAAGAGCAGUCAGUGAAUCGACUGAUGGCAACAGAAGCUGAACUGAAGCAGUGGCUGACAGUGGAGCCGAAAUUGCUGGCAGCAAAUUCUGAAGUUUUACUUCAAGCUGGAAAAGAGGAGAUGCUCAAACUGUGCUCUGAACUUGAGAUGGUUGUUUCUUGCUAUGAAGCAAAAAGAGACAAACUGAGAGAAACUAAAGAACUUGAAGAGAAGUGGCUGGAGGAGAAGAAGCAGGUGCUGACAGCUGCCAGUGAUCAUGUUGAACAACUUCAAAUGGAAAAGGAGAAAUUAUCUGAGCACAGUGUACUGCAAGACACCAAGGAAAAAAUCCAAAAAAUGAAGGUGUACCAGGAGAGGCUGAUGGAGUCUCUGGGGGAUGUUCUGGAGAAACAUGUUCCUCUCCCUCAGAACGAAAACAGUACAAACAAGAAGAAGAACAUGGAACUGGGGUUAAAUGAAGACUUGAUUUCACUCAAUGAAAUUCUGGAGGUGCUAAUGAACAAGGUCCUUAACGCACCACACGACCCCUAUGUGACAAUAGAUAACACAUUCUGGCCACCGUACGUUGAGAUGCUUCUCCGCUAUGGGAUUGCAGUGAGGCACCAAGAGAAUAACUUCAAGAUCCGCCUGGAAACCUUCUUUUAAAGCAGCGGUGCAUUAGCCAUUUCAAGCACCACUUAUCUACCAGUAUUUCCAAUUUGAGUCUCCUUGUACAGUGCUAUCACUGUGUAUAUUUAUGUAAGCUGAUAUGAGGACUAACUAUGCUGGGAAAGCAGCAAGGCUAAUGAUUUAUUGUAUGUAUAUGUCUCUGGUAGAGAGCAUUACAAAAUGAGUAAUUUAAAGUUGCCCAUUUUUUAGGUUAAGGACUCUUGUAUGUACAGAGUAACAAUGGAUCCUUUUAAAAACUCCGAGAGCAUCUAAAUUCAAGUUAGGAAAGUUCUCCAACGUAUUAGAAAUAUAUUUCGACACUUUUCCACCGAGCACUGUAAAUUAUUUUGAACUUUGAACGUAAACAGAUUAAUCCUCAGUAGGGUUGAAAGUCUUCUCUUGACUACAUAUUUCCUUUGUUCCUUUUCCUACUUGUUUUCAUUUGUGAGGUUUGAUCAGUAAUGAGUUAUGUACAGUAUGUUAGUAUUUAUCUGUGUUCUUUAAAUUGCUCUUAAAUUCAGUUCUAUAAAGUUCACCAAAUGUUUGUAUUUUUAGGUCUUCAGAUACACAUAAACCUGUAUAUAUAUAUAUGCAUUUUUUUAUUCAUUUGUUUGUAUAUAUAUUUUAUGUUCAUGUUUAAUAAACUUGGGAACUGCA